AUGUACCGCCCCGUCACUCUUUUGUCAAUUUCUUUCUGCGCGUUGAGUACCCUCACAAGUCACUUUGUGCGGGCAAGGCCGUGUGUGGCCUUUGAUAUCCAAUGGAAUCUCCUGGCGUUCGGUUUCGACGGGAAGGAUUUCAGUGCCGGUACACAGGACACCUGGGCCAGCGGAAGCACCACGGACAUCACAACCUCUGGUCGCCCGCCAUUUGACGGCGCGAAUACUACAUGCUACCUUUCUCAGUUCGCAAAUGCCAUCUACGUCAUGAACGGGGACGCCUCGAACCCUGCAUCGGUCCAUAUAUAUGAUGCCACAGCGAAGUCGUGGUCGACGCAGGCGACCAAUACGGCCGGGUUCGAUCCCACAGACGCCACCGCUAUUCUGGACCAUGAUACGAAUGUUUUCUAUGCUAUCUCAAAGGGAGAAAUGUGGUCGCUUAACAUGGAUCUCCUCAAACAAGCGAAUUCGACUGCUAUAGAUUGGCUGGAUAACAAAGCCGUUGAAUUUCCAACGGAUGGAUACCAGCCGGUUAUGGCUUUGGCACAGAAUCACAUACACUUCCUGAACGUACCCGGAAGCCCACCCGGCAGCGCGAAUAUCUUCGUAAUUCACUUUUCGUUCUUCCAACCAGAACCUCAAUCGUAUGGCAACUUCCCUGCGACCCACGGACGAGCGUUCGAUAUCUUCAAGAACGAAGGGGUCCAAACGGAAUUCGCAUUCAUCCCUGACGAUGGCUCCGCCACCUACAUCAUCAACGUUGAGCGCAAUGACACUCAGACGCUCCCUGGUCCCUCUACGAAGGACCCCUUGGCGACGUACUUCGCCUCCCCAAGCGCUCUCGUCCAACUAUCUCCGUCCACAAACAGCGUUACGUUCUUCCCGUACGAUCCAUCUAACCAGGGAGCCAACAGCAACGCAGCGUGGAGCCCCAUUCCGGCGCUAGCACAAAGGGCUGUUGCCGCUACUGGCGGUGGGCCUGGUGGGACCGCUGCUGCUGCGUCGAGUUCGUCGACGGCGACAUCGGCGAAAGGGAGCUCGGCGACGGGUGGUGCGACGAAAGCGAACCAGGGCGGCGAAGCUAAUGGCUCACGGCAUUUGUUUGAGAUGGCUGGGUUGUAUGCAGUGGUUGGUCUCAUUGGGAUGAUGGUGGUGCUCCUCUGA
Messenger RNA from Pleurotus ostreatus (oyster mushroom), 1164 nucleotides. RefSeq lists its product as uncharacterized. Lineage: Eukaryota; Fungi; Basidiomycota; Agaricomycetes; Agaricales; Pleurotaceae. The coding region runs from base 1 to 1164 and encodes 387 amino acids. The record is from RefSeq and is a predicted model, not a curated record. The transcript is spliced from 8 exons.